CGGUGGAGGCGGCUCCGAUCCCGGCGGGGCUGGAGCCACCCCCGGGAGCCCCGGGCUGCGGGAGGAGCGGGGACAGGCUGGCUGUGGCACCUGCGGGGUCUCUGCGAGCCCGGACAGCCCCGCACAGACGGGCUGUGCGCUGCGUGCCCGAGGCAGAGCCCAGCCCGAGAGGACUCCACCUGCCAGCCCCACCGGGCUGCGGAGUUGGCAGCAGCAGCAGCGAUGGUGCUGCUGCUACGUGAUUUUCCUCUCCUGCCGAGGUUCCCGGCAGUUUGAACUACAAUUUUCAGGAAGCUGAUUCUGCAACUGCAGUGGAAGCAAUCUGAAGGUUUGCAGUGAGCAUCAGCCAGGACCCAAGGACAUUCAAUAACCAGGAAAAUGACUGCCUUUCCCAAGGAAGAAUCAAAGGAGAAACCUUUACUUCUUGUGUAGCUGGAAGGAAAAGCAAUACAAUCUUGCCACCCAGUUAAUUUAAAGGAGCAUUUUUCAAAACACCUCUUGGCUGUGCGGAUCUUGUAAUUCUGACACCAACGUGCCUUUGGACUUGUGCAAAGAAAUCAUUAAAGUAUUGAUUGGGCAAAGUGGACAUUGAUAGAGUGACUCCUGGAGGAUCAUGACAAAGCACUCAGAGAUCAUCAAUUUGUCAUUUUUGUUGGAACAUGAAAGGGAAACAAUAUUGGGAGUAUUGAAGAGAGAUGAGUACUUGAAAAAAGUAGAAGAUAAAAGAAUAAGGAAAUUGAAAAACGAGCUCCUGGAAGUGAGAAGGAAAGGCGGAAACCACCACUCGGAACAGGACAACAGCAGGGUGUGUGUUCGCUGCCAGAAAAGCCUGGGCUUCAUCUUUGACAGGGGAGAGCUGUGCCAGAGCUGCCAGCUGCGAGUGUGCGGCUCCUGCCGCGUGCUGGGAGCGGACGGGCAGUGGAAGUGCUCGGUGUGUGCCAAGAUUGCAGAGCUACGGAUAGUGACAGGAGAAUGGUUUUUUGAAGAGAGAGCAAAGCGCUUCAAACAAUCCAAUCUUGGAACUGAUGUUGUCAGACAGUCAAUCCUUCACAAAUUCCCAGACACAGUUUCCAAUGCAGAUGGUGAAAGAACAUUCAAAGAUCAACCCCAAGAGAAUGAAGAAAAAAAGCCAGAUGUACCAGUCUGCUCCACAAAUGGGCACAAAUCUGUCUUCAGCAGACCUAGAAAGAUUGGCAGGAGGGUUAUCAGGGCAGUUACCAAAGGAGAAAUUACACAUGGAAAAGAUGAAGGUGAAAGGAACAGAGGCUCAGAGGCUGAAAGUCUGCGUGGUGGCAAAUCAGCUCCAUGCUCUGAGAGAGGCAGCACGCUUUCCCUGGGCAGCAGCAGUGCAGGGGCUGCUGCAGGACAUGCCAGGAGCAGAGGCAGCGCUCCCCAGGCUCCGCUCAGCGCGCGCAGCAUGACCACGGACUGCAGCGGGGACACUGGCUUGGAAAACGGUGUGAUUAUCCCAGCAAGUGAAAGUGUACCUGAGGAUUUAGUAAAGAAGCACUGCAGGAAACCAUCUGGAACACCUUCCAUUGCAGUUUCCAGAGUAUCUUUGUCAUCAGACCGCAGCCGAUCCGAGAUAGAUUUGAGUGAAUCUUUCUCUGAAGGAAAUGAGGACACCUUGAGCAUAAGAAGCAAAUCUGUACCUAGUGCCUUAGAUCAGGAACUGGGCUAUCUGGAUGAAACAGAAGAAGAUAUUGAUGACAUAGUGGCCUCUUGUUAUCCAAGAAAACAUGAACAUAUGACAAGUGGAUUAUCAACAAACUCCCCAGAAGGCUCUGACAGAAAAUGGACAUAUUUAAAUGUUCCUGAAGCAGAUGGUGAUACUACGAGCAUUAACAGCAUGAUGAGUGUGUACAGUGAAACUGGUGACUAUGGCAACGUGAAGGUCAGCGGUGAAAUCCUCCUCAAUAUCAACUACAUCUACAAAACAGGUGCCCUCAACAUCCUGGUGAGGGGCUGCAGGAACCUGGCCAUUGCAGACGAGAGGAAGCACAGAACUGACCCAUAUGUCAAAGCCUACCUUCUGCCUGAUAAGUCCCGCCAAAGCAAGCGCAAGACCAAAAUUAAAAGCAACAGCACCAACCCAGAAUUUAAUGAGACACUAAAGUAUGUCAUCAGUCACUCACAGCUGGAAACCAGGACCCUCCAGCUUUCUGUCUGGCACUAUGACAGGUUUGGACGCAACAGCUUCCUUGGGGAAGUGGAAAUUCCGUUUGAUUCCUGGAACUUUGAAAAUCAGGGCGAUGAGUGGUUUGUGCUCCAGCCCAAGGUGGAGAUUGUGACAGAUUUUGGCCUUCAAUACAAAGGAGAAUUGACAGUGGUUUUACGUUAUAUUCCCCCAGACAGAAACCUAAUGCUUCCUCUGGGGCAAUUUCAAGGAAAGAGAGGCUUCAAAAAAGGAAAAAAAGGAGAUUCUUAUCUGCCAUCUGGAGGCAUAUUAGAAGUCCUUAUCAAAGAAGCAAAGAAUUUAACAGCAGUGAAAUCAGGAGGCACAUCUGAUACUUUUGUGAAAGGAUACCUGCUUCCAGAUGACAGCAAAGCUACAAAACACAAAACUCCUAUAGUCAAAAAGAGUGUGAACCCCCAGUGGAAUCACACCUUUGCCUUUAGUGGCUUGAAUUCCAGGGACAUACGGAAUGUCUGCUUGGAACUGACUGUGUGGGACAAGGAGUCACUCUCCAGUAAUAUUUUUCUGGGAGGUGUCCGUUUGAGCACUGGAAAUGGUGUAAGCAAUGGCAAGGAGGUUGACUGGAUGGACUCUCAAGGGGAAGAGCAGCACCUCUGGCAGAAGAUGAUUGACAGUCCGGGAGUUGCAGUGGAAGGAGUGUUAAUGCUGAGGUCCAGCAUGGGCAAACGCAGACUCUGAAAGACUUGAACUACUGGGGGUGCCACAGGUACUCCUGGCUUCAGUGGUGUCCAGGCUCUUGUCACUUUGCCCAUUUGAACAUCAGAAGGGUUGUAGCCUUUGCCUUGGAAAUUAAGGCUCUGAGUGAGAUUUUAAUGCAUUCUGCACUUUCAUGCACGUUUCUUACCCAGGCUUCUUGUGUGAAAUGUUUCUCCCGAAGGCAGUGAGACCUGGACCUUGUACAGAGAUCAGAGUGGCUUUCUCUGUCCCUCCUGCUGGCUGAUGUGCAGCUGAUGAACAUUCUGCCUGAGCGCUGCUCAGAGUGAGCAAUUCUCCCACUGGUCUUUUACUGAGUAAUGCCAGGUUGAUGAAUCUCCUUCUGGCUCAGAGAUGGCCCAGAAAGCAGCAGUGGCACAGCACAAGCAGAUUCAGAGUGAAUCUGUGCUUUGGUGUUUGUAAAUUAAGAAGCCAUAAUGUCAUAAAGGACAACAAACAGUGUUUCUUUAUCAUGUUGGGCUGUGCAGUAGAGCAGCACAACAGGCUUGGGACCAAAACCCAACCAAGCAGGGCCAAUGCAGUGUGUUGCACCCUAGAAACAGGCAGCAGUGAGCUGGUGGGCAGUGCUGGUGUCCCGGCAUCCUCUGGGUAUUUUAAUGCAUGUGUAUAAAAGACAGACUCGGUUCAAUGUAAUCAAAGAGCCUCUAACGAAAAUGAAUCAUAACAAAUCCUCAGUUUCCAGAACUACAUGAUGCUACAGUGCUUUUCAUUCAGCUGACAGCUCUAGCCAAGACCUUCUGCUGUCAUUGAACAGAGGGAGUAUGUCCACAUGCCAGUCCCCAUCUGAUGUGCCACUGAGACCAGACACAUGCCAGGUUUGGACAGAGUUAGCUAAAACUUGAUUCAACAGAUUGUAUAGAACAGAAUGGGAUUAAAGCACACGCCAAAAUGAUUUGCAUAGCUGUAAAAUCUUCUCUGAAUGGGGUGCCAUUCAGGCCCAUGAACAUUAUUUAUAAUCCAAGUAGGACAUUUCUCCUGAACAUCCCCCAGGGGAUUUAGUGAUGAGUGGGUGUUGGCCAAUGCAAUCAUUAAUCUUAUAAACCGUGACAAUUGUUCAACAGUAAUUCUGUGAUUGCUCAAGGUUUAAGACCAAGGAAGAUCAGGAAACUGAGUGAACAGCAUUUCUUCUGAAUUUCCACAAUCAGAACACAGCUUUCUAUUUGCACUGGUACAUACAUCUAUAGCUAUUCCUACAUUUUGAUUUUCCCCCCAAAGUUUAUUGCAAGAAAUUUAGAUUGAACAACAGAAUAUGAACUGAAAGCUAAGCAACUACAGCUGGAGAUUUUGACAUCUGUAGUUGUCCUAGUGCAAAAUUAACUGCAUGUAUUUAGAGCUGAAUUCAAAACCUUAAAAUGUAACAUUAAUUCUAUUCUUUUUAAGAUAUUUUAUUCUGUUUUUUGUUGGAGUGACUGGAAACUGCAGGGAAGUUUACAGCCAGUCUUCUAAAAUAAUAGUAUUAUUGGAUAAAAAAGUAUUUAUUUGUGUUGAAAACAGUGGUUUUAAUAAAAUUAUUUGUUUCUUUAUUCAUAAGUUAUUUCAAAAUUCUGAUAUGACUUUUAAAAGUCCCUGGAGGUACUGCUUGCCCAGUUGGAGACUCACCAUUUUCAGAAACUACCGAGUCAUCUUUGAAAACAAAAAUUCUGUGACAGAAUCUCAGAUUGGGAACCAAACAUCAGUGGUUACUCAAGAAAAGUGACUUUUCCUUCUUUAUCUUUCUUUAUUUUCUUCUGAAAUUCAACUCAAAUUGUGCAGUGAGAGAAGUCUAGUUUGGUUUUUAGCUGACAUUUAAUUUAUCUGGCCAAAAUAAUUCUGUCAUUCAUUCAAUUCUGUGCUGCAGAUGCUGUGAGCUGAUAAAUUAGAGCACAAAUAUCAAGCACACGAAAUUUUAUGACCUUUUUCUUAUCACAAUAGUCUGUCUUUAAGUAUUAAGUUAUUUUUUUAUCAGUAUCUUCCAAAGUGAAACCAAACCUAACUUUUGACACCUAAACUACCUCUCUAACAGAAUUUUUUUGAGUUGUCUUUGUUGUUUGUACUACAAAUCUGAACUUAUUUUGGGAAUAAUAAUGUUACACUGAUGUGUAGGCACAAAAUUCAGGUUUUUUCUUUUCUAGAAGUUGUUUCAAACAGAUAAACUCGUUGAAUCUAAAGAAAAUGGUUCUUUGAGGUAAAAUUCCCAGCUCAGGUCGUAGAGGAACAUUAGUCUGUUUAAUGGUUCGCUUUGAUUAAUUUUGAUGGUGAAAAUGGCAAAAAUAAUAACAAAAAAAUUCCCCCAAGUUGGACCUUGGAAUGGGCAUGUUUUCAUUUGGGAAUGAAAAACUGGGAAAACUUAAAAUAAUUUAAAUUUACUUUUGCAUGGAGCAUAAGCGUUCGCCUAAUUUUUGAAUGGUACUUCCAAACCUUCUGUGCAUGAAGAUUUUAGCUAAACCACAUCUUGCUUUGAAACUAAACAGAUUUGUAUUUUACUGCUUCAACUCCUGCCCAUUUUGGUCCCAAGGUAGAGUUUGAUGAAUGGUCUCAUCUGGGCAGUGUCACCCAGCACACACAUGGGUUUUAAGCUCUGUCUUUUCCUUCCAAAGGGCCAAAAUGUCACUGUGAGCCCACACCUGAAAUUACAGGCUGGGCUGUGAGCAGGCUGAGUUCAGCCUCUGGGAGGAAUUCUGGCCAAGGGGGUGGCCUUUGCUGUUUGUGGGUUUGGGGUAGAACAGGGAAAUCACCUUCUGGGUUGCAGGGACAGCUCUGCAGCACGGUGUUGAUAUAAAAGGUGUCACACUCACCAGAGCCUCGGGGAGAUGACGAGCAUCAGAUAAACACUGGAGCAAAUUGGAAAGUUUUGCUGUUCUCUGAUGCUAUCAGCUCAUUUGUAGGAAUCAUCUGAUUUAUGGAAAAUGUCACAUUUAAUUAUGUCUCUCAUCUCUUUGUUCUCUUCUUCUGUAAAGAUGGUUUAUGGUUUGGAAAAAGCACAAGAUGAUUAACUGCAGAUGUGAUUUCUUCUUUCCCGGAUAUUUGAAUUAAUUGCCCAUAAUUGUGUGUCAUCAUGUACUGUGUGUUACCAGGCUGAACAAAAAAGACAGAAAGCCAGGAAUUAGACCAAAGCUUUCCUUUUCUAUCUGUGUUUAUUGGUAUUGAAGGUGCAUGAAUGGUUUAUUCAAAGCUAAUUUUUAGGAGGAAAUAGCCACGAUUUUAACAUUGAUUCAUAAACUGCUGGUCUGAGUAAACAGAUACGUUUCUGAAGGCUUUUCCUACAGAUCUGAACAACUGAAGCUGCGACAGUGGAGAAGAAAUCUCCUCUGUGGUGGGUGUAGAAAAUGUGUUAUAAAACACAUCUUACUCUGCUACAUAUUUUUCUAGCAAGGUUUGUGAUUAAAUUCUGAGGGUUCAACCCAUUAAAGAAGAAUAAAAGUGCAACUUUUGCUGGAAAAGGUCAAGUUGUGCCAGUAAACAUUUGUACAGACAGCACCAAUAGCUAUCAAAAAGAGCUGAUGCCAAGGGCUUUCCUGCCAACAGAUUUUGGUAUCCAACCCUGCUCUCUGGUGGUUUUGUCUAUCAGCUGUAUGAGGACUUUAGGUUUCUAAACCUUGCGUAUAAAUAAAAUAGAUAAAAUAGAAAUGUCCUUCCUAUCUCCUCUACCUCCACCAUGUUACACUUGAGUGAGAUGAGAGGAAAGCUGCAAAGACUGAGGGCUGCUGUUGCCAUCUUCCUGUGCUAAUCCAAGUGCCACUGCCCUCCUUGGAUGCCUUUCAGAUGCCACAUUUUCAUCCUUUUAUUCCAGCUGUAAUGGUUUAUGAGAGAAAGUACUGGGAUGGUGAGCAUGUUUUGAUCAUGGUACAUUAGACUGGAAGAUUUUUCUUCUGUGCCUCUUACAAUGAAGAUUAUGCUGAGGCAGCAUGAAUGAAGCAUUUUUAUAUAUUAAUUUUUGAUUUUUCUUUUCCUGACUUUGAAACCCUGCUAAAUGCAAUUAUUCUAAGUUCUACUCUGCAAAAUAUCAACUCAACAGCAGAGCAGCCUUUCAGCAUCCACUGGUCUUAAUUGAUAAGGAGAAGGAACAGCAGGGUUGCAUUUUAAUCUGGCAUAAUUUUGACUUCCUGAUGGCUCUGCACAUUGCCCAGCUUCAGGGAUGUAAAGUUUGCAGUUUGCUCUGUAGCAUCAAUGAAGAGAAAAGCUGUGUGGGUCUCUUACACCUUUGGAGAAGAGAUCAGAGUCCUGUUUCCACAGCUGUCUUGUUCGUGGGCUCACACAAGAUGAUAAGAGUUGGACCUGAAUCUUUGCAAGGGUCUCUCUUCCCUUCACACCCCACCUUUGGUUCAGCAGCCCUGACCAGAAGGUUCUCCCUGGACACUGAUCCCCAGUAUCUGGGAGGAGGCAGCAAGCAGGAGUAAUGGGAGAGCCCCACUUAUUUUCCUCCCUGUGAGGUUAAGACUGAAAUUUUCCUUUGCUAACAUACAGUAUUGAUUUUCUUUGACAGAAAAAAAAAAAAGUAUCUUCUGAGAGCUGACCCAUGCACUUUAUAAACUUUUUUUAAAACUAAUUAGUUGCCGUUUUAUUUCUUACCCCCAGAAAUGUUAACAUUUGAGAACCCUAGAGAAAUAAUGGUGAAUUCCAGAACAUGAUGCAGACUUUUAUUUGCAGCAAUGCCCUUUACCAUAGCUCAGCAGGAGAUGCUGAGCAGCACACUAACAGAACCUCACCACUGUGCCCAUGAAUUUCCUCCCUGAUGAUUUCAUGUUUGCAAAUGCUGUUUAAUAAGUGAUAAUAAUACAGUGUUAAUUAUACUGUGUAUAUUGACACUGGACACUGAAUCUCAGCUUGCUUUUUAGGUGAUGUUUUAGGUUGCUUUUGAAACUCACCCUGGCAUCUUGACCUUUUAUUUAGAUUAUUUAUUUCAACAAUUCAACUUUGUGGCAGUAACAUUUACACGUCCGUGUGCUACUGCUCCUGACAGCUCUCUGUAUAUUUCUGAGAAUAGUUCUAAUUGUUGAGGUUUGCCUAAAGCCAAGCACAGUCAUUUGUUGCAGCAAUUAGAAAAUGUCACAUAUCCCUCGUGCUGCCUUUGCUCUGCUUAAAAUCUGUUGCUAGCAAUUUGUUUAAUUAUUCUGGUGGACAUGAACAGCAGUAGCAGCAAAUGGCAUUGCAGUAUGUUAAGCUCUGCCCAAAUUGAGACAAAGCAAUGUUUUCUGCCGAGAACAUUUUUGUACUGUGCAUUGUACAUUGUUUUGUGGACAAAGAUGGCUGGUAAGACAAUUGCAGCUGUUGUCAAGAUUCCUGUUAUGUCUUUUAAAUUAAAAUACUGAAAUGUU
Molecule: messenger RNA, 8205 nt
Organism: Catharus ustulatus (Swainson's thrush)
Lineage: Eukaryota; Metazoa; Chordata; Aves; Passeriformes; Turdidae
Gene: SYTL5
Product: synaptotagmin like 5
Exons: 18
Coding region: 614-2875 (753 amino acids)
Biological process (GO): exocytosis; intracellular protein transport
Cellular component (GO): plasma membrane; exocytic vesicle
Molecular function (GO): neurexin family protein binding; small GTPase binding; phospholipid binding
Source: RefSeq, a predicted model, not a curated record